AUGUCAUUUAUAAAGAACCUUCUAUUUGGUGGUGUCAAGACGAGCGAGGAUCCUACCGGUUUAUCAUCCAGCGGGAAAUCUGGAAAAACAUCUGGUUCAACCGAUGAGCCUAUGGUAGAGGGGAAGUUCUUCCCUAGAACGCUAUACAAGUACAAUGGCCAUGAUGAUGAAAAAAUUUUCAUUGCAGUUAGAGGCAAGGUGUAUGACUGCUCUCAAGGUAGACAAUUCUAUGGCCCUAGUGGGCCUUAUACGAACUUUGCCGGUCACGAUGCGUCGCGUGGCCUUGCAAUGAAUUCAUUUGAUCUUGAUCAAUUUCGCCACUGGGACCAGCCAAUGGAUGACUUAUCAGAUCUUUCUCCCGAACAGAAUGCUGCGUUAGAUGGCUGGUGCGAGCACUUUCAGAAGAAAUACCCAUGCAUUGGCGACCUUGUGCCAGAGCCGGGUGUGAACAUAUAG
This is a messenger RNA of Lachancea fermentati, 456 nucleotides long. NCBI's taxonomy places the organism in Eukaryota, Fungi, Ascomycota, Saccharomycetes, Saccharomycetales, Saccharomycetaceae. The record is from the annotation of a GenBank genome assembly.